GAAGAAGAAGAACUGCCGGGUACUUCAGUUGUCCGGGAAACCCGCCUCGUAACCGCUCUUAACCCGCCUUUGAACGCUUUUCUGCGGAUAGGCGCUUUUUCUAUGCGGAUACAUGUGUGAACCCGGGCGGAUUUAACUCAGCGAAACAUAUGAUAACCUUUGGGACACGAGAAAUAACAUAUAAAGUGUUUAACAUUAGCAUAAUAAGCGGUGUGUAGCCGCGGUUGAAGCUUAUAGUCAGGCGGACUUCAGCUGAAAUCCAACAUGAGCCAACAAGCUGCGGCUCUGCAGAACUACAACAAUGAACUGGUCAAGUGUAUGGAGGACCUGUGCUCCAAGCGGGAGGAGUUGAACCGUCAGAUCACGCAGGAGGAGGAGGAGAAGGAUCGUCUGCAGCACGACGUCCGCGUCCUCACAGAGAAGCUGAGCCGAAUCAACGAGAGCCUGGCUCACAGACUCGCCGCACGCGCCAACUUCGACCAGACCAUCGCAGAGACCCAGGCUGCGUACACCAAGAUCUUGGAGAGCUCCCACUCUCUCCUGAGCGUCCUGAAGCAGGAGACAGGAAACCUGAGUAAAGCCACAGAGCCUCGGAGGAAGGAUCACUAGUGGCCGGGAAAGGUCAACAAACUCUCUUUAGGACCACAACAGCAACACUUGACUCUGCACUUUUAACUUUAUACCCCUCUUUGGACCCUUCAUGAAACAUCAAAUUGAUUUAUUGUCGUACUUAUUCUAAUAAAUGUUUCUUAUCACUCC
Trematomus bernacchii (emerald rockcod) is the source of this 759-nucleotide messenger RNA. RefSeq names its product Sjogren syndrome nuclear autoantigen 1 (gene ssna1). Bases 265 to 609 code for a protein of 114 amino acids. Lineage: Eukaryota; Metazoa; Chordata; Actinopteri; Perciformes; Nototheniidae. The record is from RefSeq and is a predicted model, not a curated record. Gene Ontology annotation, cellular component: ciliary basal body; centrosome. The transcript is spliced from 3 exons.